Molecule: messenger RNA, 558 nt
Organism: Syzygium oleosum
Lineage: Eukaryota; Viridiplantae; Streptophyta; Magnoliopsida; Myrtales; Myrtaceae
Product: actin-1-like
Exons: 2
Coding region: 1-558 (185 amino acids)
Source: RefSeq, a predicted model, not a curated record
AUGACUCACACUUCGGCGAAGUCGUAUUGUAUCCCUGGAUUGUUUGCUCAAAGAAAGGGAGCAAGGGUGGCAGACGUUGAGGCUGUUGUUAUUGACAAUGGAACUGGAAUGGUUAAGGCCGAAUUCAACGGACAUGACGCUCCAAUAGCUGUCUUCCCCAGCAUCAUUGGUCAGCCGAGGCACGCCGGCAUCAACUUUCAAAUUCAGAGAAACCCUGAAAUUAAGAAGUAUCCAAUAGAGCAGGGGAUCAUUCAAAACUGGGACGACGCGAGGAAGGUAUGGAGCCACACUUUCUAUAAAGAGCUGCGAGUCGCCGCCAAAGGAACGUCCAAUGUUCUCCUCACCGAAGCACCCCUCGACCCUAAAGCAAAGAGGGAGAAGAUGACACAGUUCAUGUUUGAACCCUUUAAUAUCCCUGAUAUGCAUGUUGCCAUAGAAGCUGUACUCACCUUGCAUGCCACUGGUCGUGACACAGGAUUGUUGCCAUACACUCCAAGUUUUAAGAAAAUAUUCAGUGAUAUCGUACCACCACGCCACCAGCUUACGUCGUGUGAUUGA